AAUGAGAAAACGUCAGAGGAAGUGAAAGAUUUUUGGGAAGACAAAAAGUUCGACCAAAAACUCAAUACACUAGAUAAAAAACGAGGUAUUGUGAAUUUUUUGCAAACGGGAAACGAACGUUUAAACGAUACUUCGAAGAUAGUUCAUAAGUCUCAGUUAAAUUUUUUGGAAAGGAAUGAAGCAAAAAAAUCUAGAAUUGAUGAACAAGAGAAAGAAGCGGAGGAUGCUAAUAAGAAUGAAUCAGUUGCGGAUAACAAACCAUAUGAUUUAAGAGAAAAACGAAAUAUUAAUUAUAACGAAGAACAUUUGUCAAAGAAGCAAUGUGGAUACACUAUACCUUCCCCAGGCUGUCAAUCAUUACAUCCAUUGCCAAUGGAUAACUCGUUUAGUGAGAAAGAGAAUGAAGACGAAGAUGAGAACGAGGAUGGUGUCAUAAUUAUUAAUGAUAUAGAUGAACUUUGCUUUAAGGAUGGGGAUCCAGAAAACGAUCUUAAGAUAGGAGAUAAUAAUGUGUCUCAGUUAUUCCGGAAAUAUCAAAAUGAAUCAGCAAAGAUUGCAAAGACUGAAGGUCUAUUUGCUGAGUCGAAUGUACAUGAAAUAUUGUCACUAUCCUCGAUUUUCUUGCUUGCACCGGAACUAAGUUCAGAGUAUGAGACAAAAUUUAGAAAAGUGGUUAAGCAAGCGACUAAGGAGUCACGUCACAAAGCCAUAAAAUUGUUAGUAACAGAACUUUCAAAUGACGAAACUUUGGGUGAAAACUUGGGUUUUGUGAUAUUGAAAGGCCUGGAAAUGUUGCUUAGUGGUAAGGUUAGAAACGAACCUAGCGAGAUCACAUUUAUAACAAAUUAUUUGGACUAUAUAAUGAAAGGUACAUUUCAUGAUGCUGACAAGCACAUUGUCCAGUGGCCGAAUACAGCUUUGAAUGAAAGGGAGGUUAGUCCUCCAUUACAAAAGACAAAUGUAUAUAAAAACUGUUGUGAUUUAAUCCGACUUGGUGUCUUUAUGAAGGACUGCAUGGACUUCGCAAUAGAGAAAGGUGCCGAUAUUAAAAUCGGCUUUCAAUGUGUUGGGCAUAUAAUUGAUUUUUAUAUGAUCGAUCUUGUCGAAGGAAUUUAUGUCAUGGUUCACAUUGGCCAAGUUUCAGUUCCGGCAUCAUUGAAAGAAAUGCUAUCCUUCGUUGAUCAAAUUGAAAUACUUUUAGGUAUACGAGAAAUUUUCAAAAGAUCCUUUGAUAUUUUGUACGAUAACCUCUGCAACCCAAACUUAUCGUCAGUAAAGAAAACGUUCAAACGCGAUACCCUUAAUACACCCCAAUUCAAUAAUCUUCUCGUGUAA
Molecule: messenger RNA, 1335 nt
Organism: Funneliformis caledonium
Lineage: Eukaryota; Fungi; Glomeromycota; Glomeromycetes; Glomerales; Glomeraceae
Source: the annotation of a GenBank genome assembly